Temnothorax curvispinosus is the source of this 2484-nucleotide messenger RNA. It is a transcript of the gene GABPI, whose product is annotated as palmitoyltransferase ZDHHC23. The record is from RefSeq and is a predicted model, not a curated record. The transcript is spliced from 3 exons. Lineage: Eukaryota; Metazoa; Arthropoda; Insecta; Hymenoptera; Formicidae. Gene Ontology annotation, cellular component: Golgi apparatus; endoplasmic reticulum. Gene Ontology annotation, biological process: peptidyl-L-cysteine S-palmitoylation; protein targeting to membrane. The coding region runs from base 753 to 1658 and encodes 301 amino acids. Gene Ontology annotation, molecular function: protein-cysteine S-palmitoyltransferase activity.
UACACCUAGAAACGAAAAAAAAGGUAAUUUUCGGGAAUUUUUUUCAGGGGAACUAUUGGAAUUGUCGGGUCGGGGUUUUUUGUAGUUAAAAAUACACACUUUCAAGAAUGUUUUAAAUUUUUUUUAUUAAAAAAUGUUGCAAAUUCACGGAGUACUGGAGUCGUCUACGAAGUGCCGUAAAAAAAGACGGUACCUAGCGGCGCUUCGUCAAAAAUCAUCUAAAACAAAAAAUCAAACAGGAAAUGAAAAUAGAUACUAUAUUAUCUUUGGCGUGUCGUAGCCGAUUUUAAAAAUAUUGAUUUUUUACAAAAUGGCGGGCGCUUGAACUCAACGUAGCGAUUUCGAAAAUGUGUAUUUUUAACUACAAAAAACCCCGACCCGACAAUUCCAAUAGUUCCACUGAAAAAAAUUCCUGAAAAUUACCUUUUUUUUUCGUUUCUAGGUGUAUAUUCCCCCUUUAACGUUUGGAUAAACAUGACAUGUGCAUGUGCAAUAUCAUGACAACAUGUUGACAUGUUGUUAUUGGCGACGGACUUUCAAAUGGCGAGUGCCACCGCCUGCGCUUCCCGCGCGACCGGCGUGGUAGGGAAACGUCUUCAAACGUCAACGGCGCGGUGACCGCGGGGAGUUGACAUAACCUCGAAAACGCGCCCGUCGCUGGCCCUGGCCGUCGCGCCGACGCCUCUCGCGUAUGCCAGUGUGAGGGGAGGAGCCACACCGCUCUCCCUCUCUCAGGUCGCCGACGACGAAGCAUGACCGUCUGGGAGAGGCUGCGUAACCCAUGCGGCUGGCGCGCGGGCGCCAAGCAGAUCUCCGUCGAUGCGAUGCUGCCGUUGCUGGUGGUGCCGAUCCUGGCGGUGAUCGCCGCCCAGGCCUUCCUCUGCACGGUUCUCGUGUUUCUGGUCACGCCGGUCCUCGUCUACUACCUGCACCACAACUUCCUUAGGUUUCUACUGCGCACCAAGUUCUUCCUCAUGUGGACGAUCGCGAGCGUGCUGAUGAUGAUGCUGGUGUUCGAAAUGUGCGUCGUGCCGCUGCUAGAGAUCCUCCCCGAGGAGAAUCUCGUGUUCAUGAUGUGCGUGAUCGGGGGCAUGUGGUGCGGCUACAAGACCAAGCUCAAGGCGGACGCGACCGUGCAGGAAGGAGGCGCCGUCGGCCCCACGCAGAGCCUCGAGCUCGGCGAGGGCAGCGGCGAGCUAUGCGCCACGUGCAGGAGAAGGGCGCCGCCCAAGGCCCACCACUGCCGCUUGUGCCAGACUUGUAUUCUCAACCGGGAAUAUCACUGCAAAUGGCUGGAUUGCUGCAUAGGUUCCAGCAAUUUAAGGUCCUACUUAGGCUGUUUAUUCUUUUCCGCGAUCGCUUUUAUAUACGGUUCCAACUUGACUAUGACCAGCGUCUGCCAUCCGUUUAUACUUAUCGGGACUGUACUCCUACCGGACGACUGCAGUGACGUGUAUCACCAGUUGGACAUCGCGCUUUGCUUCGUCUCCGCUCUGUACAGCCUCCUCGUGGGUCUAAUGCUCUUUUGUUAUCUCAUUUACCACCUAUGGCUGCUCUACAAUGGCACGACAUCGAACGAGCGACGAUUGGAUACCAAAAAUCAGUACGAUUAUGGAAUGUUGAAGAAUGUAUCCCGAUUGUUCUGCUGCAAAACUUAGGGAUGAUAUUUGUAAACUACUAGGUCACUGAAUUUACUUCACACGGUGUAUGUAUUACGCUGUGUACGAAGGAUGCAAUGAAAUCAAAUUCGACAAACUAGAAAACGGUAAGGCCAAAAUAUUUGUCAUAGCGCUAAGCCGUAAUAAUAAGUUUCGCUCGAAAUGAUGAAUCUGAGAAUGCCAAUUACUAUCGGCUUAAUUGCACCCUGUCUUCAUCUACUCAAUGUAUCCUGAUAUCUACGAUUUAUAACUCAUGAAAAGUAUAAUAGAUAUGUUACUUCCAUGGAUAAUGUUACACUUAUGAAAUCAUGUUCGACAUAUCACGAGGCAUCAAAAUUUAUUACAUUUAUCAUCCUUAAUGUAUCAUUGCACAUAACAUUUGUAUAUUUAUUGUAACUGUGAUAAAAAGGCCAUUGUACGAGAGUAAUAUAGUAAAGUAUAAUAAUAUAAUAAAUUACGUUCAGUACACACGAACAUACACGUACACAUUCUAAGGUAAAUUGAAGUAAAAAGAAAUUUAAAUACGUAUGUACAGUAAUGACUUGCGUUUUAAGGUCUAUCCAGACAAACUUGCAUAGCGCAUAAGCAUAAACAUAAGAAAAUUGAUUGGUCCAUAUACAUAUGCAUAAGGAAAUAGACCAAUCCAUCUCUUUACUGCAUAUGCUUUACCUAUGCAAGUUUUGUCUGGAUCAACCUUUAUUCUGCGUAAAAGAAUGAUGUUACUCUAUCUUGCGUGUAUUUAGGAAUAAGGCUACUCUUUACCUCAAUCAAAUACGAGGCCAACGAUUGUCGCAACAGUAUUAAAUCUAAGUUAUUUCUAAAUUCG